Molecule: messenger RNA, 1776 nt
Organism: Cyphellophora attinorum
Lineage: Eukaryota; Fungi; Ascomycota; Eurotiomycetes; Chaetothyriales; Cyphellophoraceae
Product: Lipase 1
Exons: 4
Coding region: 1-1776 (591 amino acids)
Source: RefSeq, a predicted model, not a curated record
AUGCAUGGAGCCUUCUUUCUCACUGCACUGCUGCUGCUUGUUGCUACCGCCUGGGCGGACCCUGUAGUGACGAAUACAACUACCAACGUGACCUACCAAGGUUUCCUGCGCAACAAUGUCGAGCUGUUCCUGGGCGUGCCUUACGGAAGCGACACUGGUGGACAGAAUAGAUUCAAGCCGCCGGUGUUUGCUGAGCCAGCAAAUGGAUCGACCAUCAACGCCACAGCUUACGGUCCUGCCUGCCCACAAGCCAUUGGCAGACCACCGCUCUUCCCGCUCUACACCUCAAACACUACAGAGAUCUCCGAAGACUGCCUCAAUCUCAAUAUCGCACGGCCGUGCGGUACCAGUGAUGGCUCGAAGCUGCCCGUCAUGGUCUGGAUCCACGGUGGCAGCUUCUGGUUUGGGUUCAACGGCGAAGCUGCGAAUGCGCCCGAUGCCAUGAUACUGGAGUCUGAAGCCAACGGCCUGCCUAUAAUUCAUGUUGCCAUCAACUAUCGGCUGGGAGCAUUCGGCUUUGCGCAGAAUCAGGCCUUACGAGAGGAGGGCUCACUAAACGCUGGGCUUAGGGACCAACGACUUGCGAUAGAAUGGACGAAGACCAACAUUGAACUGUUCGGUGGCGAUCCCGAGCAGAUCACUAUUGGCGGACAGUCCUCCGGAGGGCUUGCAGUCGGAAUGCAAAUUGUAGCAUACGGGGGCACAAAGCCAGCGCCCUUCCAACAAGCGGUCUGUGAGAGCCAGUCUCUCGAGCCAGGGAUCACUGGCAACUUCACGUAUCACCAGAUGGAUCUUCUGGCAGCUGCUACAGGUUGCAAUACCAGCAGUCUCGACUCGAACGAAACCAUAUCCUGCCUGCGUGGCCUCGACACAGAGACACUUCUCAGUGCCUCAAUCGAGACAUACUCUGGCGACGUGUCCAACAACAUCGGCGACUGUUGGCUGCCGGUCGUAGACGGUGACUUCCUACCAGACUCGCCCUCAAACCUAGUCGCACAGCACCGCAUGGCCAACGUCACCACUAUCAUAGGCUGGGCCGACGAUGAUCUGGGCUUCUUCACACCGCGCACCAUCACGACAGACAAUGACACAGAAGACUUCAUCACGACCUAUCUCCCCGACAUGAACUCGACAUCCGUCGCACACUUACUAUUCCUCUACCCAGCAACCGACUUCUCCGCCAAUCCCUCCGCCGACCUCUCUGCAAACUUCUACCGCUCAGCCCGCAUCUUCCGCGACGUCCUCAUGACCUGCAUGCCCAGCUGGAUGGGUAGCCAUCUGGCCGCCAUGGGAGCAUCCGUCUUCCUGUACGACCAGAACGCAACCGUGCUAGGCCCGCUCCUAGAAGAUCUCGGAGCCACGGGGCUCGGACCAGUCCACACCUCCGAGUUUGCCUACGUCUUCGGCAACCUCAGCCACUAUAACCUCACUGAUGUUGGUCUCCCCGGCUUCGACCCGACCGAGGAGGACUUCGAGCUAGCGAAGCGCCAGACGCGGAGCUGGUCGAGUUUUGUGGCUGUUGGGCAGCCGAGUCUGUUGAGUAAGGAGACCUUGCAGGGGUGGGACUUGGCGUUUGUGAAGGGCGAUGGUGCUGGUGAGGAGUGGGAUCCGAUGAGUGCUGAGCAGACGAGUGUGUAUGUUGUUGGUGGUGGGCAGCCAGGCACGUCGACUAUGGAGGGUGAGGGGGCGACGAAUGCGAAGCUGGCGGCGCAGAAGCUGAAGGAGCGAUGUGCGUUCUUCAACUCUGAGGAUAUUAUUCGGCAGCUACAGUUUUGA